This is a messenger RNA of Oncorhynchus mykiss (rainbow trout), 4607 nucleotides long. Lineage: Eukaryota; Metazoa; Chordata; Actinopteri; Salmoniformes; Salmonidae. The record is from RefSeq and is a predicted model, not a curated record.
GAAACGAUGUGAAGAGAGAGACAGAGACAGAGAGAGCUUGAAGUUGAAACAAACAUAACGAAGUUGAUUUAUCUUUAUUUUCCUGGACAAAUAAAGUUGUUUUUUACUUCUAAACGCUAAACAUGACAGGAAGUCGUUCGCAGAAAGAGGUCUUGAGAAUAACUAUUAUUCGUGAAUUUAAUUUCUGUCUCUUUUGGUAACAACAGUGAUGUGCAAAUGUGAUGGUGUUCUCUAGGCCAGUAGAGGACUGUGUGGAUUAAAACGACGACAAGCAUGGAGUUCCCGCAGCAGCAGAAACCGGCGGGGGACAGCAAGAUCACCUACCCGCCCGGAGUGAAGGAAAUCACGGAGAAGAUAAGCAACGAUGAGGUGGUGAAACGGCUGAAGAUGGUGGUGAAGACCUACAUGGACAUGGACCAGGACAGCGAGGAGGAGAAGCAGCAGUAUCUGAACCUGGCUCUCCAUCUGGCCUCAGAGUUCUUCCUGAGGAACCCCAACAAGGAUGUGCGUCUCCUGGUGGCCUGCUGCCUGGCUGACAUCUUCAGGAUCUAUGCCCCUGAGGCCCCUUACACCUCACACGACAAACUGAAGGACAUCUUCCUGUUCAUCACCAGACAGCUGAAAGGACUGGAAGACACCAAGAGCCCACAGUUCAAUAGAUACUUCUACCUGCUGGAGAACCUGGCGUGGGUGAAGUCGUACAACAUCUGCUUUGAGCUGGAGGACUGCAACGACAUCUUCAUCCAGCUCUUCAAGACGCUCUUCUCUGUCAUCAAUAACAGUCACAAUCAGAAGGUCCAGAUGCACAUGUUGGAUCUGAUGAGUUCUAUAAUAAUGGAGGGAGACGGAGUCACACAGGAACUACUGGACACCAUCCUGAUCAACCUGAUACCUGCUCACAAGAACCUGAAUAAGCAGGCGUACGACUUGGCCAAGACUCUGCUGAAGAGGACCGUUCAGACCAUAGAGACAUGCAUCGCAAACUUCUUUAACCAGGUGCUGGUGAUGGGCAAGUCUUCAGUCAGUGAUCUGUCAGAGCACGUGUUUGAUCUGAUCCAGGAGCUGUUCUCCAUCGACCCUCUGCUGCUCACGUCUGUCAUGCCCCAGCUAGAGUUUAAACUCAAGAGUAACGACGGAGAAGAGCGUCUAGCUGUGGUCAGACUGCUGGCCAAGCUGUUUGGAGCCAAAGACUCAGAACUGGCCACUCAGAACAGACCGCUGUGGCAAUGCUUCCUGGGACGGUUCAAUGACAUCCAUGUCCCAGUGAGGCUUGAGUCGGUCAAGUUCGCUUCCCACUGUCUGAUGAACCAUCCAGACCUGGCCAGAGACCUCACAGAGUUCCUGAAAGUGCGAUCACAUGACCCAGAGGAGGCGAUCCGACACGACGUCAUCGUAACGAUCAUCAACGCCGGGAAGAAAGACCUGAACCUGGUUAACGACCAACUGCUGGGCUUCGUGAGGGAGAGGACCCUGGACAAGAGGUGGAGGGUUCGUAAGGAGGCGAUGAUGGGUUUGGCCCAGUUGUUUAAGAAGUACUGUCUCCAUCAUGAGGCUGGGAAGGAACAGGCCCAGAAGAUCUCCUGGAUCAAAGACAAGCUGCUCCACAUCUACUACCAGAACAGCAUUGACGACAAGUUGUUAGUAGAGAAGAUAUUUGCUCAGUACAUGGUUCCUCACAGUCUGGACACCGAGGAGAAGAUGAAAUGUCUCUACUACCUGUAUGCCUGUCUAGAUACCAACGCUGUCAAGGCUCUGAAUGAGAUGUGGAAGUGUCAGAACAUGUUGAGAGGUUUGGUCAGAGAACUGCUGGACCUUCACAAACUACCUGCCUCUGAAGCCAACACCACGGCCAUGUUUGGAAAGCUGAUGACCAUUAGCAAGAACCUCCCUGAUGCUGGUAAGGCCCAGGACUUCAUGAAGCGGUUUAACCAGGUGUUAGGAGAAGAUGAGAAGCUCCGAGUCCAGCUGGAUACUCUCAUCAGCCCAACCUGCUCCUGUAAACAGGCUGAACUCUGUGUGAGGGAGAUUACUCGUAAACUGACGUUCCCUAAGCAGCCCACCAACCCUUUCCUGGAGAUGGUGAAGUUCCUGUUGGAACGCAUCGCUCCCGUCCACAUCGACUCCGAGGCCAUCAGUGCUCUGGUCAAGCUGCUGAAUAAGUCUAUUGAGGGAACGGCUGAUGAUGAUGAGGAAGGUGUCACACCAGACACCGCCAUCCGCUCUGGACUGGAACUACUGAAGGUUCUGUCCUUCACCCACCCCACAGCGUUCCACUCUGCUGAGACGUAUGAGUCUCUGCUUCAGUGUCUGAAGAUGGAGGAUGACAAGGUGGCCGAGGCGGCCAUUCAGAUCUUCAGGAACACGGGACAGAAAAUAGAGACCGAGCUACAGCAGAUACGAUCGACCCUGAUCCCAGUCCUUCAUCAGAAGGCUAAACGUGGGACCCCCCACCAGGCCAAACAGGCUGUCCACUGUAUCCACGCCAUCUUCUGUAACAAGGAGGUCCAGCUGGCGCAGAUAUUUGAGCCUCUCUCUCGUAGUCUGAACGCUGACGUCCCAGAACAGUUGAUAACCCCCCUGGUCAGUCUGGGUCAUAUCUCUCUACUGGCUCCAGAUCAGUUUGCCUCCCCCAUGAAGGCCAUCGUGGCCAACUUCAUCGUCAAGGACCUGCUCAUGAAUGACAGGUCUGUAGGAAACAAAAAUGGGAAGCUGUGGACAUCUGACGAAGAAGUCUCUCCUGAGGUGCUGGCUAAGGUGCAGGCCAUUAAGCUGUUGGUGCGUUGGCUCCUCGGUAUGAAGAACAACCAGUCUAAAUCGGCCAACUCCACCCUCCGACUGCUGUCCGCCAUGCUGGUCUCAGAGGGAGACCUCACAGAACAGAAGAAGAUCAGUAAGUCAGACAUGUCUCGUCUGCGUCUGGCAGCAGGAGGAGCCAUCAUGAAGCUGGCCCAGGAACCGGUUUACCAUGACAUCAUCACACCGGAACAGUUCCAGCUCUGUGGGCUGGUUAUCAACGAUGAGUGUUACCAGGUGCGUCAGAUCUUUGCCCAGAAGUUACACCUGGCUCUGGUCAAGCUGCUCCUCCCGUUAGAGUACCUGGCCGUCUUCUCGCUGUGUGCCAAAGACCCGGUCAAGGAGAGGAGGGCCCACGCCAGACAGUGUCUGCUCAAGAACAUCAGUAUCAGACGGGAAUUCAUCAACAACAACCCCCUGGCCCACGAUAAGAUGAUGUCUCUCCUACCAGAGUAUGUGGUUCCUUAUAUGAUCCACCUGUUGGCUCAUGACCCAGACUUCACCAAGCCACAGGACUUUGAACAGCUCCGAGACCUCAAGGAGUGCCUGUGGUUCAUGCUAGAGGUGUUGAUGGUGCAGAAUGAGAACAACAGUCACGCCUUCCUGAGGAAAAUGGUGGAGAACAUCAAGCAGACCAAAGACGCACAGUGUCCUGAUGACCCGAAGGCUAACGAGAAGCUGUACAUCGUGUGUGACGUGGCCUUGUUCGUGAUCGUUAACAAGUCGACCGCCUGUCAUCUGGAGUCUCCUAAAGACCCCGUCCUGCCCUCCAAGUUCUACACUCCUCCUGACAAGGACCUGAUCAAUGAUAAGGAGUAUUUAUCAUCAGAGGCCAGAACGGUGCUGCUGACGGGAAAGCCAAAGCCAUCUCCUGUCUUGUCUACAGUGAAUAAGACUCUGACAGUGCCAGGUAGGAGAGUCUACAACAAGACCACCGGCUCAGACAGCAACACCAGUACCCACUCCCAGCCCAGCUCUCCUGUUACCAAGACCAGGGAUGUUGUGACGGAGUCGUCAGAGGGCGGGGCGAGAGAGAAUGAAGAGAACCCUGUUAUCACCAAGACGGACGACGGGAAGAAGGAGGACACAGUGACCUCUGACCUCACCACAGGUGCGUCAACCAUCCCUAAACCUCGCCGCGGACGUCCCCCCAAGGCCACACCCUCCCCUCUGGCCAAUGAGAAGGAAGGAGGGGCAGGCAAAGGCAGGAAGAGGGCGGCACCUGCCCAGGACUCCGCCCCCUCGGGGGAGCCAAACUCCAUCAAGAUCCCUAAAGCUGAGGAUGUGACGCAGAUCCUAGACCUGCAGAGGUAAACAGCAGACCACUGCAGCCCAGAUCAAGACCCUGAAGAAACUCUCUCUCUCUCUUUCUCUCUCUUUCUCUCUCUUUCUCUCUCUCUCUCUCUCUCUCUCUCUUUCUCUCUCUCUCUCUCUCUUUCUCUCUGUCUCUCUCUCCAGCUCUUCAGGCCUCUCUCUCUCUCUCCAGACUCUUCUAGGAUGAAAGGCCUUGUAGUCCUGAUCUGAUUCUCCGUUGUAUGUGGGUCUUAAUCUCCAAAACAUUGUUUUCGUUGCUCUUUAUCUUUUGUGGAGCAGUUGUUUUGAAAAGAAAUAUUUCCAAACCGUUUUAAUCUGGUUUUGAUUACAAAACAAGUUGUUGCUUAUUAAAUUCCCCCCCAGGAUAUAUUGCCUCUUCCUCCUCUAUCCCCUACUUCCUGUCUCUCUCUGUCCCCUCCUUCCUGUCUCUCUCUGUCCCCUCCUUCCUGUCUCUCUCUGUCCCCUCCUUCCUGUCUCCCUCUAUCCCCUACUUCCUGUCU